Messenger RNA from Orycteropus afer afer, 723 nucleotides. RefSeq names its product distal-less homeobox 4 (gene DLX4). NCBI's taxonomy places the organism in Eukaryota, Metazoa, Chordata, Mammalia, Tubulidentata, Orycteropodidae. The transcript is spliced from 3 exons. The record is from RefSeq and is a predicted model, not a curated record. Gene Ontology annotation, molecular function: RNA polymerase II cis-regulatory region sequence-specific DNA binding; DNA-binding transcription factor activity, RNA polymerase II-specific. The coding region runs from base 1 to 723 and encodes 240 amino acids. Gene Ontology annotation, biological process: cell differentiation; negative regulation of transcription by RNA polymerase II; embryo development.
AUGACCUCUUUGCCCUGCCCUCUCCUUGGCCGGGACGUCUCCAAAGCCAUCUUCCCGGACCUCGCCCCCGCCCCGUCGGUAGUGGCUGCUUACCCGCUUGGCCUGCCUUCAGCAACCGCAGCCGCCCCCGAUCUGUCCUACUCUGGGCCCUAUGGCCACCUCCUCCCCUAUCCCUACACCAGCCCAGCGACCCCCGGAGACUCCUACCUGCCUUGCCAGCAAGCUGCAGCGCCCCCUCAGCCCCUCGGCGGCCCCGCCGGGCACCCACGAGAGCGGGAGGCAGACUCAGAGAAGCCACAGCUAUCCCCAGAGCCCUUGGAGCGGCGCCCACAGGCCCCGGCUAAGAAGCUGCGCAAGCCAAGGACCAUUUAUUCCAGCCUGCAGCUGCAGCACCUGAACCAGCGUUUCCAGCACACGCAGUAUCUGGCGCUGCCCGAGAGGGCCCAGCUGGCCGCGCAGCUCGGCCUCACUCAGACCCAGGUAAAGAUCUGGUUUCAGAACAAGCGCUCCAAAUACAAGAAACUCCUGAAGCAGAAUUCUGGGGGGCAGGAGAAGGACUUUUCUGGGGGACCCUCCUCCCUGUCUCCUUGCUCCCCACCCCUUCUAUCUCUGUGGGAUCUGCCCAAGGCAGGGGCCUUGCCCACCAGUGGCUAUGGCAACAGCUUUGGAGCCUGGUAUCAACAUCACUCCCCAGAUGUCCUGGCUACGCCUCAGAUGAUGUGA